CUGAAAGAGUCUGAGAUACUCUCGCGGCCGCUGCCAAGCUCUUCAGCCAAGCUGCAAAAGGAACGACAGCGUGAUGUUCCAGUAUCUUCUGCUUAGCGUCCUAGCAACAGCCGCUUUCGCAGGUGACGACGAUGAUACAACCAGGUACAUGGAUAAUGUAUUGAAGAACUACCUGCCCGAAAAUAUGAAACGCAAUCAGCUGGAAUACGCCCGGUUGCCCCCAUUCAACGUCAGGAUGGGGGAAGACGCGGAGCCUUUCGUAUUCGGCAAAGGCCUCCUUUUUGACCUCAUGGGGCGAUUGCAGCGCGACGGGAACUGUAGCCCUUCACAGUGGUACUUAGCGAAUGUGACCUUCGGCUGCUACCUGGCCACUGAUGACCUCCGUGCUCACUACGACGUGUCUUCUGAAAAGGAGGAGGACAAGAAACUUUUCUCGGCUGACUUGCUGACGGAGAACACCACCAUAUGGGUCGUGGUCACCCAAAGGAAACCGAAACCAGUGCACGUGAACGUGGACGUGCACCGUCUUGGAGUCACCCUCCACCUCUCCAAGAAGCCGGACCUGGACGAGGAAAAGUUGAAGUGGUUCAUAAAUACUGUGAAGAGCGCUGUAAAGCAAAGGAUCACCGACGUGCUAACCGGUCCCUUUAGGACGGCGCUGGAACAGUCAGUCGAGACUUUGCCGAUACCACUCCCUUCAUUACGCUGAAAAAAAUAAACUUUACUGAUAACGUACAAUCACA
Ornithodoros turicata is the source of this 743-nucleotide messenger RNA. RefSeq lists its product as uncharacterized. The transcript is spliced from 3 exons. The coding region runs from base 74 to 709 and encodes 211 amino acids. NCBI's taxonomy places the organism in Eukaryota, Metazoa, Arthropoda, Arachnida, Ixodida, Argasidae. The record is from RefSeq and is a predicted model, not a curated record.